Lonchura striata (white-rumped munia) is the source of this 1374-nucleotide messenger RNA. RefSeq names its product alanyl-tRNA synthetase domain containing 1 (gene AARSD1). The record is from RefSeq and is a predicted model, not a curated record. Gene Ontology annotation, molecular function: nucleic acid binding; ATP binding; alanine-tRNA ligase activity. Lineage: Eukaryota; Metazoa; Chordata; Aves; Passeriformes; Estrildidae. Gene Ontology annotation, biological process: regulation of translational fidelity; alanyl-tRNA aminoacylation.
CCCGCUCCUCCGCCGCCGCCACCCACGGUCCCGGCUCGCCCGUGCCGAGCGGUCGCGAUGGUGUUCCGGUGCCAGCGGGACAGCUGGGCCCGGCAGUUCGCCACCAGGGUGGUGUCGUGCCGGGCGGCGGAGCUGCGGCCCGAGGGCGGCGGGGAGCCGGUGCGCGGCUUCCAGGUGGUGCUGGAGGACACCAUCCUCUUCCCCGAGGGCGGCGGGCAGCCGGACGAUCGCGGCCUCAUCGGGGACGUGCCGGUGCUGCGCGUGACGCGGCGGGGCCCCGAGGCCGUGCACUUCGUGCCGGCCGCGCUGGAGCCGGGCGCCGAGGUGCUGCUGUCGCUGGACUGGGAGCGCCGCUUCGACCACAUGCAGCAGCAUUCAGGACAGCAUCUCAUCAGUGCCAUUGCAGAACAGAUGUUUGGAUUCAAGACGACUUCAUGGGAGCUGGGCCGUCAGCGAAGUGUCAUUGAGCUGGACACCCCCUUGGUGACAGCAGAGCAGGUCGAGGCUCUGGAGAAGAGCGUGAACGAGAAAAUCCGGGACAGGGUCCCUGUGACAGUGAGGGAACUGGCUGCAGAUGACCCUGAGGUUGAAACGGUGAGGAGCCGGGGGCUGCCCGAUGACCACGUAGGGCCAGUGCGUGUGGUGGACAUCAAAGGCAUCGACUCCAACCUGUGCUGUGGGACUCAUAUCUCCAACCUGAGUGACCUCCAGGUUAUUAAACUCCUUGGUGUGGAAAAAGGGAAAAAGAACAAAACCAACUUGGUCUUCUUGGCAGGAAACAGAGUGCUGAAGUCAAUUGAACAAAGUCACAGUACUGAGAAGGCUCUAACCUCCCUGCUCAAAAAUGGACCAGGUGAGCACGUAGAGGCUGUGAAGAGACUGCAGAGCUCUGUGAAGCUGCUCCAGAAGAAUAACCUGAACCUGCUUAGAGACAUUGCUGUUUUGAUAGCCCGGGACUUCAAGAACAAACCUACUCCAAAGCAGCUGUUUGUACUGCACAGGAAAGAGGGUGAUUCUGAAUUUAUGAACAUCAUUGCCAAUGAGAUUGGGACAGAGGAAACCCUGCUAUUCCUGACAGUGGGAGAUGAAAAAGAAGCAGGACUCUUCCUUCUAGCUGGACCUGUCGAAGCAGUUGAAAAUUUAGGUCCCAGGGUGGCAGAACUGCUGGGUGGGAAAGGAGCUGGGAAGCGCGGCCGCUUCCAGGGCAAGGCAGCCAAGAUGAGCCGGCGAGGAGAAGUGCAAGCUCUGCUCCAGGAAUUCAUUAGCAACCAAAACCCGGGAGCAUAAGAAACAAUUCUCAGAGUAGGUUUGUCUUACAUUUGUUUGCAUAGGCUGCACUAGCUUCUCUACCAGAGAAUAAAGACCUGAACCCAA